AUGGAAAGCUCUGUCGAAAAAUUUCAUUCUGUCCCUAAUCUUCAAACAAAAAUAUGUAGUGAACCGGACAUUCGACACCUGUACAGUCUCUCAUUGUCCCAAAUCAGAAAACGAGCUGAAUUUGGAGAAUACAACUAUAAGCCAUCGCCUUUUAAUAUACGAUGGAUUCACGGAUACAAUCCUAAAGUAGGUGUGAUCAAUCUUAACGACAAAGGAUCUACCACGGCCUUCUAUGCAGCAGGUAACUGUGCAGUGCUCUACAAUUGGACAACGAACAAUAUGAUGAUUCUUCAAGGACACAAACACGUUGUUACGUGUAUAUCAUCAGACAGUGCUGGCAAAUGGUUGGUUACCGCUGAUACAGGAUCAGAAAACGUCAUAAUCAUUUGGGAUAGCACCGACUACUUCCCUCAGAAGACAAUCUUCAAUCCUCACAGAAAUGUGAAGUUGGCAAAGGUCACCAUGAGUGCUGAUGCUAAGUAUCUAUUGACCCUCGGAUACCAUGAGAGAGCGACGAUAAGCUGGUGGAUUUGGUCUCACGGGCAUGAUGUUCCUCACGCUUCAUUAGAUAUUGGCAUUCCUCGCGGAGGUGUCAUUGAGAUGGAUUUCAAUCCACAUCAAUCUGAACAAUUCCUGUUGAUGACGAAAAAUAACAUUUGGAUUGGUAUAUCCGCUAAAGUAUUCGUCAUUGAAAGAGGACUAUUAAAAGAAACAGAUGACUACGAAUUAAAAAUAAGGAUAGUGGAACACAAACUUAACCCUGAAAACGGCCGGCUGACAUGUUUCACUUUCGUCCAAGAAACGUCACAAGUCCUUGUCGCCACCAGUCGUGGAUCAGUCCUCGUGUAUGGAUACACCAUAGAAUACAAAAAAAAAGAAAACAUUGAAUCUGCAAAUUAUAAAUGUUUAAAGUUUAUUAAAGUGCUAAAAGUGGAACAGAGAAAAAUAAAUGUCAUCAAAAGUAUUGAUGGAGUUAUCGCUACUGGUAACAGUUUCGGCGAGAUUCACUUCUAUGAUUACCAGAUGAAGCUGCUGUACUGGGUGCAUGGUUUCACCGUUGACUGUAUUAAAGGAAUAAGUUUCAAUAUAUCACCAAGAAGUUAUAAAAUUUUUGAUCCUAAAUGUAGAACGUUAUGUCCCUGUUGGGAAAAAGUAGUAACUGAAGUUGACGCAAACACCGGCCAGCUCCAACAAAAACUUAUAAUGAAGGAUAUUCCUUCAGACGCCUCCGCGACUGGCAAACCAUUUCUUAUACGGGAUUUCAUCGUAUGCACGACCAAUCAAGGCGUUGGUUUCGUAGAUUUCAUAACAGAGAAGUUAGUGACGAUCAUGGACAACAAACCAUCGCAUGCAACGUCCAUAGCAGUACACCCAGAGAAACCAUACAUCUGCAUCGGUUAUGUCGAUGGAAUUAUGGAGUUAUUUAAUUACGUACAACACAAGCUUUUUGUAAGAAUCGAUUUAAGAGAGCACUACAAAAUAGUGAUCCCACCCAAAGAGGAUUCGAUAAAAGGAGACAUAGAGAUUACGAAACCACAAAUCAGCGUCAGACGCUUAAAAUAUUCACCUUCAGGUCUUCAUUUGGCAUGUGGUUUAGAUACCGGCGAAUUAAUUUUUCUUCAUCCGACAAUAAUGAAUAUCCUAUCACAGAAACCACACAAGGAUACGACUCAUGCCAUUACCCAUAUAGAAUUCAGCCCUGAUUCUCUAUCACUAGCUAUCGCUGAUAAGGGUAGGACAGUUUGCGUGUACAAAUAUGAUUGCAAGGAAUUCGUCUGGAAUUUUAUCGGGAAACACAGGGCCCAUUAUAAAGAUAUUACUGCAGUUAUAUUUUUACCCAAGAAGAAUGCCGAUGGGGAGUAUAAGUUAUUGUCACUCGGUGCUGACAGAAUUAUGGUAGAAUAUGACAUUGGACAGAGUUCUGAUGAGUAUUUAGAAGUUCUGAGUUUAGAUAGAAUUGACCAAAGUGCUGUGCCUCUAUAUGGGAUACCAUGGCAAAAUCCUCCCGAUAUUGAUCCUGAAACCCAACGUACUGAUUUACCAAUGAUUCUUACUUGUAAUGAUGAAUUUAAAUAUAAAAUAGUAAACUACGCGACAACAAUGACAUUGUCAACAAUAUUAGGACCCAAAUACGAGCAUCCUGUGUGCCGCAUGCAAUUGAUAACGAGUAGAAAGGACGACGUUGAGACUCAGUACCUGUUAUUUGCGACGAAAAAUAUUAUAGGUUUGCGAAAGAUGCCGCUUGAUGGUAACCCUUGGAAACAUGUUGCUUUACUUGGGCAUCCAAUACAGGUAAUCGACAUGUGUUAUCGCGAAGACAACGGAACCUUAUUCACAAUAGGGAGUAGAGACAACUGUAUGUAUCAGUGGGCCGCCAAUUACAGAUCGGUAGAGACAACAUCAAAACAAGGUGGUGGCGACUUAGAUCCGUACUAUUGUCUGAUCGAGAACGGCCGACCUGGCUGGUUGUUCCACGAGAUUCGAGACCUAUUUUACUACAUCCAGAUCCUAUGCCAGGGUACCUUUUCCCCAGCGAUGAGGCGUGUGAAGGACUAUAUUCCGAUUGAAUCUUUGCCUGACCUUAUGAGGGCCUUAGGAUACUUCCCUUCAGAUUAUGAGGUGGAAAACUUAAUAGUCGAGGCAAAAUACAAAAUAUAUGAGCGCAAACCCUCUACUGAGAUAGACUUCGAAGAGUUCGUGAAGCUAUAUAUAAAUCAUCGCCCGGUUUUUGGCGAGAGUUUUAAGAAGAUCAGAAACGCUUUCCGUUAUUUUGGUACAAUGGACGAUACGAAUCUCUUUAUGAAUCGUGAAGAGUUUAUUUCUGUGCUCAGUAAUAAUGGGGAAUAUUUCUCACGAGAGCUUUCUCGGUACUUGCUUUCGAUACUAUACGGCCACACAUUCGAAGAUAGGAAUGCGAUGCUGGAAGACGAUUUCUCAUUUUUGCCCGAGGUAAUAACUUUAGAGGAGCUGGCAACCAAUAUAAUAGGUAUACAUGACGCAGGCAUGUACUCAGAUGCUUAUUCAGUUAAAGACUCUAUUGGAUCUCAACAGACAGUGUCGUCUGAUUCCGAAGAAGCGGCAAAUACGAGUUUUUUUUCUAAAAUAAAUACAUCCUAA
Molecule: messenger RNA, 3117 nt
Organism: Nymphalis io (European peacock)
Lineage: Eukaryota; Metazoa; Arthropoda; Insecta; Lepidoptera; Nymphalidae
Product: cilia- and flagella-associated protein 251-like
Exons: 17
Coding region: 1-3117 (1038 amino acids)
Cellular component (GO): motile cilium
Molecular function (GO): protein binding
Source: RefSeq, a predicted model, not a curated record